This is a messenger RNA of Bactrocera dorsalis (oriental fruit fly), 4468 nucleotides long. RefSeq lists its product as uncharacterized. NCBI's taxonomy places the organism in Eukaryota, Metazoa, Arthropoda, Insecta, Diptera, Tephritidae. The transcript is spliced from 2 exons. The record is from RefSeq and is a predicted model, not a curated record. The coding region runs from base 1529 to 2908 and encodes 459 amino acids.
AAUAUGAAGAGACUCGCAAGGAAGAAUUUCGUUUUGCUUGUUUAUAUUUUGUUUCAUUUUGACACCGAAAAAUGUGUACAAAAUACAUGAUGUUCUCUGUCUCACAUACGCAAGAAUAUGAAGAGACAUAAAUAUAUGUAUGCAUGAAUAUGAAUAUGAAGACAUAUGUAAACAUAUGCAUGCAUUGAAUAUGAAUAUGAAGACAUAAACAUAUGCAUGCUGCUCCUUAUGAUCUCCCAACUUUGUUAUAUUUUCAGCUUCAAUUUUUCAACUUGGGAAUCGCAAUGUAUGCAAAUAAGUAUGUAUGUGUAUGCUUUUGCGUUUUGCCGUCGGCAAUUGAAUAUUGACUUGUACACAUAAUUAUGAUGAGUACAAUUUUGUAUGAAGAAAAAUGAUUUCUUAGAUAUUCCAUAGGAAAUAUGAAUGUUCCAUUUUGUAUGGAAAUAUGUAUGUAGACUUUUUUAUUUUUGAUUUAUUAUUUUUCAAAUUAUUUCAUGUUAAUUUGAUCUUAUUUUAUAAUAAGUCAUUUUAAAUAUACAUACAUACAUAUGUAUAAAAGAUUAACCUAAACAUGAUGAUUGAUAUUUUCAUGAUCCAUACGCAAUGUACAAAUGUAAGCAAUUUCGUUUUGCUGUCGGCAUUUCAAUUUCUUAUGCUUCAAUUUUUGCUUUCAACCACGCUUGUAUGUAUGUGCAAUAUAUGCCUUUGCGUUUUGCCGUCAGCAUGUCCAUAUUGGCAUGCAAAAGUAAUUAUGUAUUUCAUUGUUUCGUUUUGGCCCAAUUUUGUAUAUUAAGAGAAGUAAGUGUCAAUAAUUGCGCCAAAAUCAAAUAAAUAUUUACAUAUCACAUACCAGGGAACCAGAAAUCUUCUUCUUACAUGUUCUUUGUAUAUGUCAUAUGCAAAUAAGUAUUGUACACACAAAUGAAAGUAACCAAUGGUUGCUAACCAUCCUUCUUUCCCCUACUUAUAUGUAUAUUGGCCCAAUUGACAAGUGCCGAUAAUUGCGCCAAAAUCAAAUAUAUUAUGUAGUCAUAUGUAAAUAUGUUUUAAAGUUUACAUAAAAUUGAAGUGCCAAUAAUUGCGCCAAUUUUCAUAAAGUUGGUGAUUUUGCGCGGAUAAGUCGUGUUUUGUGCGGUGAGAUCAUAAUUUUUUAAAAAAAUAAUUUAAAAUAGUGCGGAAAAAUGCCGAAAAUUCGGAAGUGUCGUGUGCGCGGAUGUGAAAGUACCAACGGUGGGGUACUACGUUUAUUUCGUUUCCCAAAUGAAUGUGAGCUGGCUGGAAAGUGGAAGGAGAAUCUAAAAAUUUCUCCCACUGACCACUUUCCAGUCAGCAACUCAUUCAUUUGUGAGAAACACUUCGAAAAGGAUGCAAUUGGAACCAGGAACCUCAAAGGGAAUGCUGUACCGACAUUAUAUCUGGAUGAGGCCCCAACCCAAUUAUUUCAACCGGCGCGCCCGUACAAAAGCAACUGUUGGGAGCAUCGCCGGAAAAACCGUAUUUUUUCCACAAGCAAAAGAAAAUUUAUUUUAUGUUCGACUAUUGCCAUUUAAUAAAAUGCAUGCGCAAUAUGAUCUUAAAGUAUGAUGUUGAAACACAAGAUGGGCUGACAACUUUUAAAGUUGUCCGCAAAAUAUAUGCCAUAGACCAGGCGAACGUUAAUUUUAAAAUGUGCCCAAAAUUAACCUAUUCGCAUGUGUACCCCACAAAUUUAGAAAAGAUGUCGGUGUCUAGAGCGACACAAAUUUUCAGCAACUCGGUCGCCGCGGCAAUUGAUAUGUCAAUAAAAGAAAAUUUGUUGGGCUCCGAUGAGCACUUAAAAAAAUGCGCUAAACCAACCCAACUGCUGGUGAAGAGAAUGAAUGAUCUUUUCGACGAAUUGGAUUGCAAGACGCUUUGCAAUCCAAAUCCUCGAAGACGACCAAUACAAAGAGGUUGUAUUGAGAAAAUUAAUAGAUUAAAAGAUCAUAUCGAAUAUAUAAAAAAUAUAAAAAAGCCCAACAGCCAACUAUUGUGCCUAGAUUCGUUUGUUUUAACAAUAAAUGCAAUGAUUGCAUUGAGCGGCGAUAUAUUCGAAGAAUAUUCGAAUAUAUCCUUUAUACUCUUAGGGAGGAUGAACCAAGAUGCCUUGGAAAACUUUUUUUAUAAAAUAAGAGCAAAUUUAGGAUGUAAUAACCAUCCAUCAGCGCACGAGAUGCAGUAUAUUGUAGCAAGGCUAGUGUCCAUGCAUAUACUGCGACGCAACUUCUCGCAAUCAGGCAGCAAUUGCGAAGAAGACGACGAUAUAAACCUUGACUGGAAUAUUGGCCAGGAAGACGACCUGAAAGAAAAUUUGAAACCGUCUGAGCAACUUGCCGUGGAACAAAUAAAUGUUCCAGAUGAGCAAUUUGAUCAGAAUGAAAAACCAGCCGAGAUACAGGUUCGUCGCUAUUAUACUGGAUAUGCGAUAUACCAGAAAGUUUUAUGUAGAUUGAAGUGCGACAAAUGUGCCAUUUUAAUGCGGAAUACGGAAAGCUCUUUGGAAGACUCAUCGGAAGCCCUUAUUAGGUCCAAAAAUUACAAAAGCGCGAAUGACCUAAGGCUGGUUAAUCCCGAUGAUAGAGUCUUCGACAUAAGCCGCCUACAAAUGAGCUGCUAUAAAGAGCUCUUUAUAGCAAAUUCUUGCAGAGUGGGUAUAAAAUCUAUGAUUUUAGCCCAGAUUACUGCAAUUACGAAUCAGAAAUACCCAGAGUGGUAUAGCGAGGCUGGAGAUUGCCUCGAACAUAGGCAUCAGUUUUUAGACUUUUUGAUAACAGUUUUACUGUUCAAAAACGCGAAAUGGCUGGCGCACGAACAGGAACAGAUUCAUAAAAAUGAAGUGAGGGCGAGGCAUUUUAAUAAACAGCAAAAAUUAAAGAAAUUGGUAACGUAGAUUGUAGGCCACAUUCAAUUUUUCUAGCGAUUUCCGUGUUAUAAAAGGUAAAAGAACUAUACAAGUAUUUUAGUGUACAUUAGUUAAAUAAUUAAAACACAUUUCAUUCUUCUCAUUUCAGAUUCUUCCUAAACUAAUAUUGUUCUUUUUUUUUCUUUCAGGGUAGAAUUAAGUUGUAAAUAGUUCGUAGUAGUAGUUUUAGUAUUAGUUAUUGCUAGUUAGUUUUAGUAUUUAUUAAUGUAGUUAGUAGUAUGUACACGUGAGCCAAGCUUUGAAAAAAGCUGGUGAAAAAGACCUAAUCUUUAUUGAUUAGGUUGUGUGAGAAUUUGUGGUUGUAGGUAGACAAAUUCUGAAAAUCGUGUUUUACUAAAAAUAUAUUUUCUUAAUAAUUUUUUAUAUGUAUAUUUCUAAUAAAAUGAAUUUUCUUUUUAUUUUUCUUUGCAGUUUGAAUAAAUUUAAGUAAUUUUCAAUAAAUUUUUUAAUAAAUUUAAACAAAUUUAAGUAAAUUUACAUGUAUUUUCAUUUAAAUUUAAUUAUCAAUAAAUUUUUUAAAAAAUAUUUGCCAUAGUUGUCCAUUUUAUUUUCUCACACAUUUCAGGCGAUUUUUGUAUGGAAAUUUGACCGGCGUAGAAGCAAAAUGCUAAGCAACCAUACAUAUAUUAUUUCGUUUGCACAUUUGUCUGUAUGUUUGCGAAAGCAAAUGCUCUACAAAAUUUGCUCAUAUUUUCAUCACUUACCAACAUACUUCUUGCAAGUGCGUGCAUUGACCUACAUACAUACAUAUGCGUACACAUACAUAUGAAUAUGUCACCACAAAAAAUUGAUCUUCACAAGUCAAUAUGGCAGCCAAAUUGGCGAAGAACAAAUGUAGUAAUUCUUACAACAAAAACAAUUUUCAUUCAUAAACGCAGGCGCAAAUUGCACAAGCGAUCUCGCUUCAUUCAUAAAAACAGAUGCCGAACAUCUCCCCGAGCAUGCCUUUGCCAACAAGUGUCUUUUCGGCAAAAGCUAAAAAUCAUAAUUUGCACCACUUUCUGGUGCUUCUCGCAAAAAUCUGCGUCGAUAUGUAUUCACGAUCAUACGUACAUACAUAUUUACACACGUUUGUUGGCGAAGCUGUCACAGCGGCAAGGAAAGCGGUGACAAUCGGCGGCCAUUACUUUAUUUUUUUUGCCCUGGUUGCCCAUGACAACAUAGAUGCCAAAAAAAUGUAAACAAACAAGACAAAUGUAAGAAAUAAUAUAUGUAUGUAUGCCAUAGAAAUUCUACUGGUGCAAAAAAUGGUUCAUAUGAUACAAGAUCAUCAUGCAUAUGUGACUCAAAGAAUGCUUUUUUACAUUCUCUGUGUGACUUUGUAUAUUUUUCUUCAUAUCAUUUCUCUUUACUCAUUCUCGCAUGAAUUUAGUCGUUUUACAUAUAAUUCUGCCAGAGACAUGCUCAUUUCUGCUAAAUAGCAGCGAGAAUGGUGAAUUCCCUUCGCGAAUCCUAUAAGCUCUGUUAGCCGCGCAAUCGAACCAUCAUACAGAAUUCGAUUUGCACCUUCUCUAUACUUUACAUUCU